GCCUCUCCCCUAAAAAUGUUAAUAAUGGAUGAUGGUAUAUAUAGGGUAUAGUAGAUAGAGAGCCAAAACAAUCAUGGAAUCGGUAGGAAGAGGAGCAAUGUGGUUCAUCGCAUUCCGUCGUUGAGGGGGAGAGGCAGCAAAUAAAUGACCCUUCAAAGUCUCCUCCGUUCCUGAUGCACAUUCCUCUUUAAAUAUAGUCAAACCUCCAAAACUUCUAACUUAAGUACAAUCUCUUUCAAUGUCAUUUUUGUCCUUCCAUAACCCAAAAAAAACAUUGCUCAAUUUUUUUUUUUAAAUUUUAUUUUAUACAUGCAGCAUAGUGUCAAUUCAUAAAGGAGAGAGCUUUCUCUACCACAGGAUAUCGGGGCAAAAUAAUGCUGUCAACAACUUUAAAAAAAAUAUAUAUUUUGAUUGGACUGUGAGAUUAGAUAUAUAUAGUAUGCCCAAAUUAUUUUUUUUAUGGGAAACAAUGCAUAGGCUUUUUCAGGUGUUGUUUUUGAUACAAACUUGCAAAAUAGAAAAAAUGGGGUUCUGUUUUUGAUCUUGCAAACGAUAGGCUCAUUAUCAAGGUCAAGAAUUUCAACAUUCUAUUGGUUUCUUGACGCAGAAUCUCACUCUGGGUUUGUGGUGGCUUUCUCUUUCACUUGGAUUUCACCUGCUUUUCGUUUGCGUGGGUGGCAAGAAUCGAUUGGCUGGUUGCUUCAUUCUUCAAGAGGUUGAUCAUCGUUUGUUUGAUGAUGCGUUGUUGAUUGGUAAUCCAAGGUAAAAGGGUUGAAUAGCGUAAAAAUCUGUUUGUAUAUAUCUGUGGGGAGGGGGAAAAAAUUUGAUUGAUUGAUUAUCGUUGGGUUGUUUUAAUGACAAAAUGAUAUUUGGUUGAACAUUGGGUUUUGUUUAAAUUCCGCCUGUGAGUUAUUGAUGAAAGAUGGAUGUGUACUGGUUCGUGAAAAGGGGUGUGCUUUGAUCUUAUUUUGUAGUAACUGAGGAUCAGCCUUAUAAUUUUACCCUUUAUAUUAAGGUCUGGUUUUCUUGCAAUUUGUGAUUUGGUUGGACAAAUUGAAGAUAGAAGAAUUUUGACAAAAAAAUUAUUUCAGUUUAGGAGAAAUACCGAGAAGAUUGAUUUGGAUAAGGGUUUAAUUAAGGUGGAAGCAGUUUCUUGUUUCUAUCGUACCAUAUAGUCUUCAUUGUUGGAUUGAGAUGAAGUGAGAAUUACUUAGAUAGGUGGAUUAGUGUCAAUUAUUCGUUGGUCGGAUUGUGUCUUCAGGCUAUGUAGGUUAUGGUUUGUUACGGGUGCCAAAUGAACAUAGCAUAAUGAAUGAGGGCAGUCGGAUCAUUGGUAGAUGGAUGAUGGAUGCUCCUAACAACAUAUUUUCUGAGCUAGUUAGUUUACUAAAGUCGUGGCUCCCUUGGCAAUCAGAGGCUGCUAAUGUAUCACGGGAUUUUUGGAUGCCCGAUCAUAGCUGCAGAGUAUGCUAUGACUGUGAUGCCCAAUUCACAUUAUUUAACCGUAGACACCAUUGUCGACUCUGUGGCCGAGUUUUCUGUGCCAAGUGUACAGCAAACUCAAUUCCUGCUCCAUCUUAUGACCCACGGAUCCCCCUCGAAGAGCAGGAGAUGAUGCGGGUAUGCGAUUAUUGUUUCAAGCAAUGGAGGCUGGGGAUAUAUACCAAUGAUGGUCAAGUGUGGGUGCCUGACCAGGAUCUUUGUUCCUCAAUGUUGGCCACCAGUAUUACCAGCUCAGUGGCAUUUCGAGCCAGACGAUUCCAACAUUUGCAUCGGAGGUCUAUUCCCAGCCCUCGUUCAGCAAUGAGGCAAGGCAUGUGCAGGCCUAGCCAGAAAACACCCAAGUUUAGCGAUGAUCUUAUUAUGGAUGCAGAAGAUCCAUCUUCCAGCCAAUAUGAGUUUUCAUGGAGCAGCAUUGGAAUUGAUGAUGAGGACGAUGACUACAGUUUAGAUAUGGCCGGUUCUGAUACAAUGCAUUUCUCUGAAGAUAAUGGCUACUAUACGCCUCUUAGUUCUGAUGAGAUGAGCAAUAAUGAUGGAGGAAAUAUUGACUCAAGAAGUUCUGAGGGAAUAUUGACUCAAAAGGUUUGGAUUGAUGAUGAGGAUGAUGAGUACUGCUUAUAUCUGUCUGAUUCUGAGACAUCGCAUUUCUCUGAAGAUGAUGGCUACUAUACUCCUAUUGACUUUGAUGACAUUAGCAAUGAUGAUGAGUCACAGAAAGUUUAUCCUGAUAGAGAAAAUAUCGACUCAAAAAGUUUAAGCACUUCUCCUGUCAACCGUGUUCCUUCACCAGAUGUGGAAGGAAUAUCACAGCUUGUGCAGAAAGAUGAACACGAUGGUGAUGAACAUGAAGCAUCACCUACUUUAUAUGCUGCUGAGCCUGUAGAUUUUGAAAAUGGACUUCUUUGGCUCCCUCCUGAACCAGAAGAUGAAGAAGAUGAGAGGGAAGCUGCUAUGUUUGAAGAAGAGGAUGACGGUGAAGGUGCAAGUGAGUGGGAGUAUUGGCGCAAGUCAAGCAGUUUCGGAAGUGGGGAAUCUCGCUCUAGGGAUAGUAGGUCAAAUGAGGAGCAGAAGAAAGUAACAAAGAAUAUUGUUGAUGGGCAUUUUAGGGCUUUGAUUGCUCAGCUUUUACAGGUCGAGAACCUUCCUUUGGGUGAUGAAUUUAGUAAAGAUAGCUGGUUGGAGAUCAUCACCGCUCUUUCUUGGGAGGCUGCUUCACUUUUGAAGCCAUACACAAGCAAAGGGGGAGAGAUGGACCCAGCUGGAUAUGUUAAAGUGAAAUGCAUAGCUUCUGGGCUUCGCAAUGAGAGUAUGGUUAUCAAGGGAGUUGUUUGCAAGAAAAAUGUUGCUCAUCGAAGAAUGAAUUCAAUAGUAGAGAAACCUCGGUUGAUGAUCCUUGGUGGAGCUCUUGAAUACCAGCGGGUCUCUAACCUAUUGUCAAGUUUUGAUACUUUGUUGCUACAGGAAAUGGAUCAUUUGAAGAUGGCUGUAGCGAAGAUACAUGCACAUAAACCUAAUAUCCUUCUAGUAGAGAAAUCAGUCUCUCGAUUUGCCCAGGAAUAUCUUCUGGAGAAAAACAUAUCACUUGUUCUCAAUAUCAAGAGGCCAUUAUUAGAACGCAUUGCACGCUGCACUGGCGCUCAAAUAGUCCCUUCCAUUGACCAUCUCUUUUCUCAGAAGCUGGGCUACUGUGAAAAAUUUCAUGUUGAGAGGUUCAGGGAAGAUCUUGGCUCUGCUAGGCAAGGAGGGAAGAAAUUGGCCAAGACAUUAAUGUAUUUUGAAGGCUGCCCUAAGCCAUUAGGUUGCACUAUACUGCUUAGGGGUGCAAAUGGAGAUGAAUUGAAGAAAGCCAAGAAUGUAAUCCAAUAUGGAAUUUUUGCAGCUUAUCACUUGGCUUUGGAGACAUCAUUUCUUGCCGAUGAAGGAGCCUCUCUGCCAGAAUUCCCCAACUCUCCAAUGACUGUGGCACUUCCGGAUAAACCAUCAACCUUGGCAAGGUCAAUAUCGACAGUUCCUGGUUUUACUACCCCUGCCAAUGUAAAGCCCCAGGGACCUCAACAUUGUAGUGGACCACAAAGAGCUAACAGUGUUCCAUCGGCAAUCAUCAGUCGCAAUAUUCAGAAGAUAGAAGAAACUCCAGCAUCUUGUUUGAGUAAAGGUACAAGCUUGUGGUCUGUACAACCCACUGUGAAAAAGUCAACUGCCCUUUUAUCAACUACUUCUGAGAAAAUUUCAGAUGCAUUUUCCAAGAAAAGUGAAAUGGGUACCAAAGAAUCCUCAAUGAGGGAAAUUAUGGUGGAAAAAAGUAAGCCAGCUUUCAUGAAUAAUGGUGUCCAGCCGUUAGAAUCUUUGGCACACAUUAACUCGGAGAAUAAUAGCACAGUGGUUGAACUUCAGUCAGGUGGUUCAAAGGCAACAUCUGUGCAACAAGAUGAUAAAAACCAUAAUAACCAAUCUGAAGUGUCAAAACCUUUAAAUGAAGCAUUUCCUUCUGCACCUUCUGAUAAUCAGAGCAUUUUGGUAUCUUUAUCAUCUCGAUGUGUGCGGAAAGGGACUGUCUGCGAAAGAUCCCAUCUCUUUCGGAUCAAAUACUAUGGCAGUUUUGAUAAACCUUUGGGUCGAUUCUUGCGGGAUCAUUUGUUCGAUCAGAGUUUUCGAUGCAAUUCAUGUGACUUGCCUUCAGAAGCACAUGUUCACUGUUAUACUCAUAGACAAGGAACACUCACCAUUUCUGUUAAGAAACUCCCUGAAUUUUUCUUGCCUGGUGAAAAAGAGGGCAAGAUCUGGAUGUGGCAUAGAUGCUUGCAAUGUCCUAGGACCAAUGGUUCUCCUCCGGCGACUCUCAGAAGAGUGAUGUCUGAUGCUGCUUGGGGCUUAUCAUUUGGGAAGUUUUUGGAGCUUAGUUUCUCAAACCAUGCAGCUGCGAGCAGGGUUGCUAGCUGUGGCCAUUCUUUACAUAGAGAUUGUCUUCGUUUCUAUGGAUUUGGGAGAAUGGUGGCUUGCUUUCGGUAUGCAACAAUUGAUGUUCAUUCUGUCUACCUUCCACCUUCAAAACUUGAAUUUGACUAUGAAAAUCAAGAUUGGAUACAGAAAGAAACAGAUAAGGUGGAUAACCAGGCGGAGAUUCUGUUUUCUGAAGUACUAAAGUCCCUAAGGCAAAUUGCUGAAAAACAAAUGGGCUUGGGGCCACUUGAUAGUAACACGGAAACAUCUGAGUCAAGACAUCAAUUUGCUGAAUUAGAAGGAAUAUUACAAAAGGAGAAGCUGGAGUUUGAGGAAUCAUUGCAAAAGUCUUUGAAAAGGGAAGGGAGAAAAGGGCAACCUGUUAUUGACAUUCUUGAAGUUAAUCGGUUGCGUCGGCAGUUACUUUUCCAAUCUUAUAUGUGGGACCAACGCCUGGUUUUUGCAGCCAAAUUAGAAAAUUACAGCACCCAGAACAGUUGCAAUAAUUCAAUUUCAGGACAUGAGGAGAAACCUCCCACUGAAAUUGAGAGGAUCAAGGACAUGGAUAUGUUGAAAGAUGGAAAAGGCUCUGAAUGCAGUGACUCUACUUUGGUGGAUGCAAAGCUCAAUACGGACUAUGAUCAAGGAAAAGUAAAUGGAAACACAAAUCAGUCGGAUGCAGUCCAUCAAGAACCAGGCAUGAACAGAAAUUCAAAUUGUGAAAAUGAAGACUACAAUAAUCUUUCUGUUAGCCAAAGCAUGUUUGAUCAAUAUGACAAUGAUAAGCCUAAGGCAAAUGUGCGCAGGGCCUUGUCAGAAGGCCAGUUUCCUGUGAUAGAAAAUUUGUCGGAUACCCUUGAUGCUGCUUGGACUGGCGAAAUUCGGCGAGGACCUGUAUUAUCUAAGAAAAAUUCAUUUUCACUUCCUGAUUUUUGUGCUGUAGAUUUGCAAGGCGAUUAUGAAGAAAAGAUUGUGCCAAAGGUUGUUCGUUCUGCUUCUCCUGCAUUGUUCAGUAUAGGUUCUGAAAAUAUGGAAGACUUUGUAAGCUGGUUAAAAAUGCCUUUCUUAAGUUUCUACCGUUCAUACAACAAAGACUUUCUAGGAAGUGCUUCAAAGCUUGAUACAUUCAGUGCAUAUGAUCGGUUCAAUGUUUCAUCGUUUAGAGAGUUGGAACUGCAAGAUGGGGCUAGGCUGCUUCUGCCGGUGGGUAUUAAUGACACUGUUAUUCCAGUUUAUGAUGACGAGCUCACAAGUAUGAUAUCUUAUGCUCUAGUAUCGCCUGAAUACCAUUCCCAGCUAAGUGAUGAUGGGGAUAGACCUAAAGACCAGGGGGAUUCAACAGCCUCAGUACCCCUUUCUGAUUCAGUGAAUUUUCAGUUGAGCCAUUCUGUUGAUGAUCUGGCCUUAGAUCCUCAUAGAAGUUUUAGUUCAGCAGAUGGCCUUCUUAGAACUCGCAGCUCCCUGAUUAUUGACCCCCUCUCUCGUACGAAGUCUUUGCAUGUCCGGGUGUCAUUUGGAGAUGAUGGGUCAGAUAAAGUGAAAUAUGUGGUGACUUGUUACUAUGCAAAGUGGUUUGAAACAUUAAGGAAAAUAUGUUGCCCAUCAGAGAUGGAUUUUGUAAGGUCUCUGAGUCGCUGUAAAAAGUGGGGAGCUCAGGGUGGCAAGAGCAAUGCUUUCUUUGCAAAGACCUUGGACGAUCGGUUUAUUGUUAAACAAGUCACAAAGACAGAGUUGGAAUCAUUUCUAAAGUUUGCACCUGAAUAUUUCAAGUACUUGUCUGAAGCAAUUAGAUCUAGAAGUCCAACAUCCCUGGCGAAGAUUCUCGGUAUUUAUCAGGUUACGACAAAGCAACCUAAAGGUGGGAAAGAAUCAAGGAUAGAUGUAUUGGUUAUGGAGAAUCUUCUGUUUAGGAGAAGUGUCACACGGCUCUAUGAUCUCAAAGGAUCUUCUAGAUCUCGUUAUAAUCCUGAUUCUAGUGGAAGCAACAAGGUUCUGCUAGAUCAGAACUUGCUCGAACAAAUGCCGACCUCCCCGAUUUUUGUGGGUAAUAAAGCGAAGCGUUUGUUGGAAAGAGCAGUAUGGAAUGACACUGCUUUCCUUGCAGCAAACGACGUGAUGGAUUACUCAUUACUGGUUGGAGUGGAUGAGGAGAAGCAUGAGUUAGUUCUGGGAACCAUUGAUUUCUUGAGGCAGUAUACCUGGGACAAGCAUCUUGAAACUUGGGUAAAGGCUUCAGGCAUCCUUGGUGGGCCAAAGAAUGCAUCACCCACAGUAAUUUCACCUGAACAAUACAAGAAAAGGUUCAGGAAAGCAAUGUCAACUUAUUUUCUAAUGAUCCCAGAUCAGUGGUCUCCUCCUUCCGUUCCAAGCAAAUCUCAGUCAGAUACAGGUGAAGAGACGGGCCAACGUGGGACCUCAGCUAAGUGAUUCUCAUUCAACAUUCAAAUUUAUAAUUUGGAAGUUGAACUCUACCAUUAUUUUUUCCCUUGUUCAUUUGAUUCUUUCCAUAUUUUGAAGUCUUUUUGAAGAGCAAUUUUUCUUUUACACCAAAAGAGAUCCAUAAAAAUGUUUUUGUUAGUCGAUGCCAAACAAGGCUAUCUAAAGCCAUUGGAAUUUCUGUCAAAGAUCUGAUAGUUCUAGAUCUCUGCAGGAAAUUUUUGUACAAAAUAUUAUAUUAUUUGAUUUAGCAUUCUAUCAUGUAGUGUAUUUUUGUCCGCCAAUUUUUUUUUCAUGUAUCACAAUGAAAUAGAAGAAUUCCCAAAGUCUUUCCUAUGUUCAUUAUUUGUUUGCUCAUCCUUAAUUCAGAAUUGAUUUGCUAUUUA
Molecule: messenger RNA, 7265 nt
Organism: Gossypium arboreum
Lineage: Eukaryota; Viridiplantae; Streptophyta; Magnoliopsida; Malvales; Malvaceae
Product: 1-phosphatidylinositol-3-phosphate 5-kinase FAB1B-like
Exons: 11
Coding region: 1309-6870 (1853 amino acids)
Biological process (GO): phosphatidylinositol phosphate biosynthetic process
Cellular component (GO): endosome membrane
Molecular function (GO): 1-phosphatidylinositol-3-phosphate 5-kinase activity; metal ion binding; ATP binding
Source: RefSeq, a predicted model, not a curated record